Molecule: messenger RNA, 3537 nt
Organism: Cimex lectularius (bed bug)
Lineage: Eukaryota; Metazoa; Arthropoda; Insecta; Hemiptera; Cimicidae
Gene: Ncc69
Product: solute carrier family 12 member 2
Exons: 19
Coding region: 192-3380 (1062 amino acids)
Biological process (GO): potassium ion homeostasis; potassium ion import across plasma membrane; chloride ion homeostasis
Cellular component (GO): membrane
Molecular function (GO): sodium:potassium:chloride symporter activity
Source: RefSeq, a predicted model, not a curated record
CCUGGGGGAUGAAAUCCGAGAUGUAAAUAUUUCCAAGGUUCUUUCAAGAUAGGAGAUACACGCGAGGAAACAAAUUGAUUUACGUUCUUUUAUUGACUUUGUUCCUGGCUAUUUCGUUAAGGCCAAACGCAUACAGGACCAGAAGGUCAAAUGCCGAUACCUGGUUAAUUAAAAAACAACCUUUGUGAGCUAUGUCCAAGGAGGGCGAGAAGGAAAAACGUGACUCGUGGGUCGAGAUGAACGAGAUGGAACGCCGGCCGAGGUUCCAGGUGAACAGGGUCGACGGCGAACAGGGCGACGAAGAAGAGCUGGACAGGCUGUGCCAGGACGAAGACGAAGACUAUGUCGCCUCGUACGGAAAAAGCUUCCGACACUUCACCAGGGAGGCCCUGCCGAGGAUGGAUAACUACAGGAACAUCAUGUCCAUCCAGGCCGCCCACCGGCCGACCCUCGAGGAGCUUCACAACGAGACCCUACACGGCAAGACUGCGACAGUUGUCAGAAUCAAUGGGGACAGAAAUUUACAAGAUGGAAGACCUCAACAGGCUAGUGAUGAAGGAGCCGUCAAGUUCGGUUGGAUCAAAGGUGUUCUCGUCAGGAAUCUGCUCAACAUAUGGGGCGUCAUGCUGUUCCUUCGUCUCUCCUGGGUAGUCGGACAAGCUGGCAUAGUACAGGGUGUUGCGAUUAUUUUGUCAUGCUCCCUCGUUACAAUCAUAACUGCACUCUCAAUGUCUGCUAUCAGCACAAAUGGACUUAUAAAAGGAGGUGGAACGUAUUUCAUGAUAUCGAGAUCUCUCGGUCCUGAGUUUGGAGCGUCAAUCGGUCUCAUAUUUUCACUGGCGAAUGCUGUAGCCUGUGCCAUGUACACCGUAGGGUUCGGUGAAUCCUUGCUAGAUCUUUUAAAGACUUUCAACCUUUCAAUAGUGGACGGCCAUAUUCAAGAUAUGAGAAUUAUAGGCUCAAUUACCAUUGUGGUACUUCUCGGUAUUGUUAUCAUCGGCAUGGAAUGGGAGGCUAAGGCUCAAAUAGGUUUACUUGUUAUACUUUUGGUAGCAAUUGUUGAUUUCUUUGUCGGAGCUUUAAUGGGCCCUCAGAGCGACCUUACAAAAUCGAAAGGAUAUCUCGGAUUCACCAAUGAGGUUCUGUGGGAAAACAUGGCACCGGACUAUCGAGUCAGCCAGGGAGUCGAGCACGACUUCUUCUCCGUGUUUGCAGUGUUUUUCCCAGCUGCAUCGGGGUUUUUGGCUGGUGCUAAUAUUUCAGGAGAUUUAAGGGACCCACAAACGUCCAUCCCAAAAGGGACGAUAUUGGCCAUUAUAAUAACGACAAUUUCAUACGUUUUGAUGGCUAUAAUGACAGGUUGGGUCGUAGUGCGAGACGCCUCAGGUGUAGCUGCAGAAUACGUGACUGGAAAUUUCACCAACUGCACUGACCGUGUUUGUAAAUACGGAUUACAAAACAGUUUUCAAGUAAUGGAACUUGUAUCAGCUUUCGGCCCAAUAAUAUACGCAGGUUGCUUUGCUGCGACCCUCUCUUCUGCGUUGGCCAGUUUGGUAUCCGCACCCAAAGUUUUCCAAGCCCUCUGUAAAGACAAGCUCUAUCCUUAUGUCGGUGCGUUUGGAAAAGGAUACGGCAAGAGCGGUGAGCCCGUACGGGGUUACAUUCUUACAUUUUUUAUCGCGCUCGCUUUCAUUUUAGUCGGGGAACUCAAUGCGAUAGCUCCUCUAAUAUCAAACUUCUUCCUUGCUGCUUAUGCUCUAAUCAAUUUCAGCACUUUCCACGCAUCUUUAGCAAAGCCUGUCGGGUGGAGGCCAACUUUUAAAUAUUACAAUAUGUGGCUCAGUUUAUUAGGCUCCGUCCUUUGUGUUGCCGUCAUGUUUAUGAUCAGUUGGUGGACAGCUUUGAUCACUUUGGCAUCAGUCCUCGCAUUGUACCUUAUUGUUCAAUAUAGAAAACCAGAUGUUAACUGGGGUUCAAGUACUCAGGCGCAAACCUACAAAAAUGCCCUCAUGUCCGUACAGCAAUUAAACAGAGUUGAGGACCACGUUAAAAAUUACUGUCCCCAGAUUCUUGUACUGUCUGGAUUGCCUAAUACCAGGCCACCUCUCAUCGAUUUCGCUUUUCUCAUAACUAAAAAUAUUUCUCUACUCGUUUGUGGUAAUAUUGUAAAAAAUCAAAUGCCUCAAAGGGUGAGAAAUGUCAUUGCGUACAAAGCUCAAAACUGGCUCCACUGUCAUAAAAUAAAAGCAUUUUACGCUCACAUAGACGAUACUAAUUUUGAAAACGGGGCCCAUUCGCUCAUGCAAGUGUCAGGCCUUGGAAAACUCAGGCCCAACAUUGUCAUGAUGGGAUAUAAAUCAGAUUGGAAAACCUGUGAUAAAGCCGAUCUUGCUAUGUACUUCAAUGUUAUGCAUAAAGCUUUAGAUGUUUACAUGGCCGUGGCAAUUUUGAGGCUGCAAGAAGGUUUGGAUUAUUCAAAUGUUUUGAAAGAUAAUGAUGUCCUUACGGUGGACAACAACGGGCCGACAGCCUUAACGCCGCAAAGGCACAAUUCCCAUGAGACUCUGCCGAGGAACACUUCAUUUUCACAAAUGUCAACCGCUAGCAGUGUGAGUGAUUUAUCACCACCGGCAACACCUGUAAUUAAUCACAAUAGGGUUAGCAAAAAUCCGAGCCCGAACAGCGAAACUCCUGUCGCUAAAUCAACACCCAAAACGGAAAAGGUGAACAGGUUUUCAAGAGCUGACCUCUACAGCAGGAAUGCCGGAGGCGUUGACAUUCCAAAAGACGUCUUGAACAAUCUGACUCAAUUUCAAAGAAAACAGAAGAAGGGCAUAAUCGACGUGUGGUGGCUGUACGAUGACGGCGGUCUUACUCUGCUCCUCCCCUACAUAAUAACGACACGGAGGAAUUGGUCUGAAUGUAAAUUACGCGUUUUUACGCUGGCCAAUAAAAAAGAUGAUCUUCUAUAUGAACAGAGAAGUAUGGCAAGUCUUUUGUCUAAAUUCCGUAUCGACUAUUCGGAUUUAAAAGUUAUUCCGGAUAUUACGAAGAAACCGCUCGAGGAGACUUCAAAUUAUUUCGAUAGUUUGAUUAAAGAUUUUGUCGUUGACGACGGACAUGCAGAAGAUGGAGUUCUUGUCGGCAAUGCUGAACUUUCUGCGAUGAAAGACAAAACAAACCGACACUUAAGGUUAAGGGAACUUCUUCACGAAAACUCCAUGAAUUCCAAUCUAAUUGUGAUGACUUUGCCCAUGCCUAGGAAAAACGUCGUCGCAGCGUCAUUAUACAUGGCCUGGCUUGAGGUCCUGACAAAAGACAUGCCACCAUUUUUAUUGGUGAGGGGGAAUCAACAAUCUGUCCUCACUUUCUAUUCUUAACAUCCAAUUCCAAACUCAUAUAUAUACAUAUAUAUACAGUAUUAUUCAUAUUAUCCAACCAGAUGUUUUCUUUAUGUUCUUAUUGAAAACGAGAACAUUCACAAACUGUACAUAUCAAAUUGGUAUAAUAUAUUAGCAAUGAGAAUAUUUAUUUUAA